Molecule: messenger RNA, 828 nt
Organism: Colletotrichum higginsianum IMI 349063
Lineage: Eukaryota; Fungi; Ascomycota; Sordariomycetes; Glomerellales; Glomerellaceae
Product: Alpha-glucanase
Exons: 3
Coding region: 1-828 (275 amino acids)
Source: RefSeq, a predicted model, not a curated record
AUGCGCCGGCUCAACUUCCUUCUUUUCGCUGGAACCGCACUCUGGGGUUCUGUAUCUGGCCUCGCCCUCACCCUUGAAGCCCGCCACGACGGACUCAACGUCAACCGGCGUCUCGAUUGCUACCGUACGCCAGACUGCCAAGACCUUCGCGUGAAACAGUGCAGCCCGGGCUACACCUACGUCGGGUGGGCGAAGGACUCGUGCCACGAGGUGAGUAGAAUGAGACACAAUCCAGUCGGGGGAGGAGGGACUUGUGAAGCUGACAGCCCUGAGCAAAAGACAAAUUCGGGGAAGCCAAUUUGCUGCCACGACGACACCGUGGAGCGCUUCGGCGUCGACGCCAACGGGAAGAAGAGGGAAUGCAUAUGGCGCGGCACUGGCCCGAACUGCAACGGCGCCGGCGAAGAAGGCGAAGUCGUCCUGUUCAAGUCCGGCAACGGCGGGGGCCCGACCGAGUCCGACCAGAGCCAGUGUUCCACGGGGUAUAAGUACUUCACGUGUCCCUUGCCGGGCUGGGAUCAAAUGAUGGCCGAGUGUCGAUGGACCGAGUGCCAGGGUCAAUGUCGGGCCGACGAGGCCCAGGUCGCCACCAACAACGAGAUGUACGGCCGGUGCCCGCACCCGCACCUUGCGCGGUACGUGAAGCUCUGCUGCCGGCUGGGCAAGCUCAAGAAGCCGUUGACCAGCUGCCACUGGGUCGGCUACGACCGCUGCGACGACAACACGUGCCACCCGGACGAGGUCACCGCGGCGCGGAGCGAGGUCGGCUACGGCUAUGGCUGUCAGUACCAGGGGGAUUUUGAAAAGGAAGGGAAAGCUGACGAGUAA